CUCACUUUGGUUGCUUGUUAAGUCUCCACCUUAGAGUCUUCAGACUUCAAGCAACAAUUUUGCUGUAGUUCAAAACGUUUUGGAUUUCCUUCAAAACUAUAUUACCAGCUAAGUAAGACAACCAGACUUAUUACUUUAGAAACAUGUUUUGCUUUCACCCAGUGUAUAUGUUGGGUGUGAUCAUGUGUUCACCAGAGUUGACUCUGAAUGACUUUUGGUUGUUUCACAAAAUCAAAGCUAUCCAUCCUUAGGAGAUUCCAUACCAUCAAGGAGAAUCCAGUCAGUGGUGCUGUCUGCGGCACCAAUGUAUAGCAGCCUCAGCGAGAUGGUUGAAGAUAGAUAACAUCUGUCGGGGCUUAUCGAUUCCUAUGCUUAUUAAACAGUUGGUCUCCUUGCCUUCAAGUCCUACCUUAUAUUUACCAUGUUGUCAGUGAUUUCAUUCAUUCAUUAAACAUAGGAGUGCUCAUGGCGUGCCCCACAGGGUGCUGAGUACCUCUGUUUCAGGUGGAGAUGAGUGCUAUGAAGAAAAAUUGAGCGCUGAAACGCUAAGAUGAUGAUAAAGCAGACUUUCCAGCAUGGCUUCCGCACCAACUCCUAAAUACAAUUCUCACUCCUUGGAGAACGAGUCUAUUAAGAGGACUCCUCGAGAUGGAAUUAAUUGGGAUCUCGGUGAGGCAGUUCCUCGCCUGCCAGGAGAAAUGCGAAUCACUGACAAAGAAGUUAUUUACAUAUGUCCUUUCAAUGGCCCCAUUAAGGGAAGAGUAUACAUCACAAAUUAUCGUCUUUAUUUAAGAAGUUUGGAAACGGUAUGUAAACACUGCCGUGGGAGUGAUGAAUCAAGAUGCGUGCUGUGUGGUUCAGGGGAUUCUGCUCUAAUACUUGAUGUUCCUCUGGGUGUGAUCUCAAGAAUUGAAAAAAUGGGAGGCGCCACAAGUAGAGGAGAAAAUUCCUAUGGUUUAGAUAUUACUUGUAAAGACAUGAGAAACCUGAGGUUCGCGUUGAAACAGGAAGGCCACAGCAGAAGAGAUAUGUUUGAGAUCCUCACCAGACACGCCUUUCCCCUGGCACACAAUCUGCCAUUAUUUGCAUUUUUAAAUGAAGAAAAGUUUAAUGUGGAUGGAUGGAUGGUUUAUAAUCCAGUGGAAGAAUACAGACGGCAGGGUUUGCCCAAUCACCAUUGGAGAAUAACUUUUAUUAAUAAGUGCUAUGAACUCUGUGACACUUACCCUGCCCUUUUGGUGGUUCCAUAUCGUGCCUCAGAUGACGAUCUCAGAAGAGUUGCCACUUUUAGAUCCCGAAAUCGAAUUCCAGUGCUGUCAUGGAUUCAUCCAGAAAACAAGACGGUCAUUGUGCGUUGCAGUCAGCCUCUGGUUGGUAUGAGUGGUAAACGGAAUAAAGACGAUGAAAAGUAUCUCGAUGUUAUCAGGGAGACUAAUAAACAAAUUUCUAAACUCACGAUCUAUGACGCAAGGCCCAAUGUAAAUGCAGUGGCCAACAAGGCAACAGGAGGAGGAUAUGAAAGUGAUGAUGCAUACCAUAACACAGAACUUUUAUUCUUGGACAUUCAUAAUAUUCAUGUUAUGCGGGAAUCGUUAAAAAAAGUGAAAGACAUUGUUUAUCCUAAUGUGGAAGAAUCUCACUGGUUGUCCAGUUUGGAGUCUACUCAUUGGUUAGAACAUAUCAAGCUGGUUUUGACGGGAGCCAUUCAAGUGGCAGACAAAGUGUCCUCAGGAAAGAGCUCAGUGCUGGUGCACUGCAGUGAUGGAUGGGACAGGACAGCCCAGCUCACGUCCCUGGCCAUGCUGAUGCUGGACAGCUUCUAUCGGAGCAUUGAAGGCUUCGAAAUACUGGUACAAAAAGAAUGGAUAAGUUUUGGACAUAAAUUUGCAUCCAGAAUAGGUCACGGUGAUAAAAACCACGCCGAUGCUGACCGAUCUCCUAUUUUUCUACAGUUUAUCGAUUGCGUGUGGCAAAUGUCCAAACAGUUCCCUACAGCUUUUGAGUUCAAUGAACAAUUUUUGAUUACAAUUUUGGAUCAUCUGUAUAGUUGCCGGUUUGGUACUUUCUUGUUCAAUUGUGAAUCUGCUCGAGAAAGACAGAAAGUUACAGAAAAAACUGUUUCUCUAUGGUCACUGAUAAACAGUAAUAAAGAAAAAUUCAAAAAUCCCUUCUAUACUAAAGAAAUCAAUCGCGUUUUAUAUCCAGUCGCCAGUAUGCGCCACUUGGAACUUUGGGUCAAUUACUACAUUAGAUGGAACCCCAGAAUCAAACAACAACAGCCAAAUCCAGUGGAGCAGCGUUACAUGGAGCUCUUAGCUUUGCGCGAUGAAUACAUCAAGCGGCUGGAGGAAUUGCAGAUUACCAACUCAGCCAAGAUCUCCGAUCCUCCGACUUCCCCGGCAAGUCCUUCCCAAAUCAUGCCCCACGUGCAAACUCACUUCUGAGCGGGAACCCUGGCACUGAGCUCCAUCUCUGAAUAAAGGAAACAUCUGACUUUGAUCUUGUACAAAGUAGAUUAUAAUAUUUGCCUCCAUAUAGAACUUGAACUAACAUAACCUUAAAAAAACCUUAAGCUCUUGAAUAUGUGCCUUCUAUAAUACAUACUACAAGAAAAAUACUGUGUCCACAUGGCAAUCAGAAGAAAGGAGCCAAGAUGAUGUUUUGGAAAAUCCUGACACCAUUAAAUAAGCAGGUUUUAAAAAGAAAAUUUAAAUUUAAUUUACCUGUUUAGAAAUACUGUGUAUACAAUAUGGAUUUUGUGGGUUUCAUUGAAACAACAUUAUUUUAAGUUAAAAGGGAAAAUGUGUGUGUGAAAUGGAUUUUCCCCCAGGCUGCUUCUAAUUGUUACUUUGGAUUGUCUAAAAUGAAUCCAAAUGUGAAAGAUGUGUGUUACUGCCAAAACCAAAUUGAGCUCAAGUUCCUAGGCAUUCUCCAAAAGCAAGGUGUUUACAUAAUUGCCAAAUUUUGUACCACCCUAAGUGGUGAUUUAAGGAGAAAUAGCUGCGGAGAUGAGCUUUGCUCAUUAUUUUGAAAUUUUGGAAUAUGAGGCGUUUUCCCCUCCUUUUCAAGAGAAGCUUAUUUUUAUAUUAAGGGACUGAUGGGGCCCAGUUAAAUAUGAUUUGUUUUUUCACUGUGCUGGUUCUAUUUUCUAAAUUUUUCAUGAACUUGCCGAAAAUUCCGAAUGGCUUUCAGGUUGUGGCAAACAGCACUCACUGUGUAAGGGUGUCAGGUGGCGUGAUGCUACUUAGGUGGGAAUGUUUUUGCAAACCUCGCGCUAGUCUAGCCAGCUUGUCUACCAAAGGAGGGUUCUUCAUCUUGUGUGUGUGAGCUCCUGCUGGAGCAGCAGUCUUUGAAAUCAGUGCCCAGAUGUGUAUUUGUUGAGCGUAUUCUUUAAAGUAUUGUGUUUCGUGCAUUUCAUUUUCAAUGGUGUCGGGUGCCCCUUCCCUCAAGUGUGCAUAAAAACUGGUUCUACAAAUUUUUACUUGAAGUACCGGGCAGUUUGCUUUUCAGGUUUUUUGUUUGUUUUUGUUUUAUUGUUUUUUUUUUUUUCUUUUUGUAGUAUUAAAUGAAAUUUUAAUUGCACAGUUCUAUUUGAUAUCUGAACUAAUUCAUUCAGUAAGUGUGUUUGUAAAAGUUAAGGCUAGAGUUAAAACAAGUAAUGUGUUUUACAGUGAUUGUAAAGGACUAUUUAUAGCUAAUAUGGUUUUGUUUCCAAUUAAUUAAGAGAGAUUAAAUAUAUCUUUGUAAAUUAUUUUAUGUCAUAGCUUAAUUGGGCUACCAAAUAAGGCAUCUCAAAUGCAGUAGUAUAAUGUAUGCAUUUUGUAAGUAUAAGAAAUUUUAUUAGAAAUUCUCUUGCUUUUUGUAAACGCUGUAAAUAUUUCAUAAAUUAACAAAGUGUCACUCCGUAAAAAGAAAAAAGCUAAUGCUAAUAGCUUAAAGGAUUUUGUGAAGUUUCAUGGAAGAUUUUUCAUGGCAAUGACUAAAGACCUGCUGUAAUAAAGAUAUUAAUGAAAACAUGAUGCUCAAUUGUCAGGGCUAUAACUGCAGAUACGUGUUUUAAAUGCAUGUGACACCUAUGUUAUUUUCUCUCCUGGAUCUCGUUGGUUUGCUUUUUUCUCUGUCCUGCUAGCAACCUUACAAGGUUCUCCACAAUUCCAACAAUGAUUGUCAUUUAACAAUGCAGACUUUAAGAGUCACAGCUGCUUUUACUGAAGUAAGAAUGCCAAAAACCGAACCCAUUGCCAUUGAGCCCAUUCCUACUCAUGAUGACCCCAUGUGUGACAGAGUAGAACU
Molecule: messenger RNA, 4293 nt
Organism: Loxodonta africana (African savanna elephant)
Lineage: Eukaryota; Metazoa; Chordata; Mammalia; Proboscidea; Elephantidae
Gene: MTM1
Product: myotubularin 1
Exons: 16
Coding region: 576-2444 (622 amino acids)
Biological process (GO): negative regulation of autophagosome assembly; muscle cell cellular homeostasis; mitochondrion distribution
Cellular component (GO): membrane; cytoplasm
Molecular function (GO): phosphatidylinositol-3,5-bisphosphate 3-phosphatase activity; phosphatidylinositol-3-phosphate phosphatase activity
Source: RefSeq, a predicted model, not a curated record